AUGUCUGAAAGUACUUGCCAGGUACUUGAUUUACUUGUCGAACCUUUCACAGGUGGAUAUCAGUUUCAAGCGUUAUCGAGUCUCUGUCAAUUUUCAAUGAAAACAGUUGAAGAUUCUCUUUUUCAAUUUAAUUCAAAUACUUUGGUAACCGCUAAUUUAUUACCGAACAAAGUAUUUCAACAGGAAGCACAAUCAUUGAUCGAUCUGUUUACAUCAGAAACACUAAAUAAUUUCAAUCGUUUAUUUGAUUUAAUUCGUGGUACAACCUUUGAUAAUCAACUAUCACAAUAUUCUAAUCUUAUAUGUCCAUGCGAUGAAAGAACAAUUAAAUAUGAUCAAUUUUUAAAAAUUCAACCGUUGCACCAUCAAAUAUGUGCUAAUUAUUAUAUUACAGACAGAUGGAUUGAUGCUCUGCAUAAUAUAACAGACAAAGCCAUAAAUCGUUCUGAUUUUCGAUGGACAGCUAUGUAUUUUUUUCAAACAUUGACGAGUUUUUGUCAAUUAUCUAAUGAAACAGUUUUGGAUUCUCUAAUUGAGUUUUAUUCAACUGAAUUAAUCACAUCCAAUAUAUUAUCUAAUGAAACAUUUCGUUCUCAAGCGAACUCAUUUAUUAAUUUAUUAAUAUCAGAAACACCAUUAACUUUUCGAAGAUCUCUAGAACUAAUUCGUAUCUCAGCUAACACUAAUCAAUUAAUGUCUGGAAUACUAACUAAUUAUAAUAUUCAGUUGUUGUUUCCUAAUUAUUGGUUUGUACUUGGUACAUCAUCAGUUGAAUAUAAAACAUGUAACUGUAAUAGUUCAUCUUGUAUUCAGCAAGCCGCGUUUUUAGAGUAUAAUACUAAAGCAUCAUGGAACAUUCUUGGAUUGAAUAUUGGCUGUUACGUUGUUGAUGCAGUACUUGCAUUCAACCUCGAAUCAGAAGUAUCACAAAAAACCGCAUGGGUCUAUUUAACUCUCAAAGUCAGAUUAUGCAAAGCAGAUGGCAUGGUUCUAUGGUGUAAUGGUUAG
This is a messenger RNA of Didymodactylos carnosus, 1008 nucleotides long. Lineage: Eukaryota; Metazoa; Rotifera; Eurotatoria; Philodinida; Philodinidae. The record is from the annotation of a GenBank genome assembly.